AUGGCCUUCGGCUCCUUCGAUACCCUCUGCGCGCAGUCCGCGCUGCCGCUCUGCUACGUAUUGGGACCGCCUUCGAGUCUCACGUCCACACACAACCCACUUCUCCUCCCCGACUGCGCCGCCCGCUCCAUCGAGCUGGCAAACACCAUUAUAUUUCAAGCCGCGACCGACUUUGCGCACAUUGUCGCUCUAGGAAUGACUGCGAUCAUGAUCUUCCAUGUGCGGUCCAAGUUCACAGCUGUUGGACGCAAAGAGAUCUUGACAUUCUUUUACUUAUAUCUGGUGCUCACGGCAGUGAGUCUGGUUUUAGACGCCGGCGUGCUGCCCGCCACGACGGACGGGGCCUUCCUGUAUUUUGUCUCUGCGCAGAACGGGCUGGCGAGCGCGCUGUGUACGGCCUUGCUCGUGAACGGCUUUGUGGGCUUCCAGCUGUACGAGGACGGCACUCUGUUAUCUGUGUGGCUCCUGCGGCUGUCGAGCGUCUUCAUGUUUGCCAUCUCCUUCGUUGUGUCCCUGCUCACUUUCCAAGGCUGGGCAGGCCUCAGCCCUGAGAACACUACCGGCCUGUUCGUGGUCCUCUACUUGAUCAAUGCAAUCUGCCUGGCCGUGUAUCUGGUCAUGCAGGUCAUACUUGUGGUAAACACAUUGCAGGAUCGCUGGCCACUCUGGGAUCUCGCAGCAGCAGUCUUCUUCUUCGUCAUCGGCCAGGUGAUUCUGUAUACCUUUGGCGCGCGGAUCUGCGAGGCUGUCAACCACUACUUGGAUGGUCUAUUCUUCGCCACAGUUUGCAACCUACUAGCUGUCAUGAUGAUUUACAAGUACUGGGACUCGAUCACAAAAGAGGACCUCGAGUUCUCAGUCGGUGCCCGCCAGAACAACUGGGGCUUGGCCGUCGACUCCUCCCUCGCCCUUACCGGUGCACCACAACAGAAGGACCCGCUCCUAGGUGGUGGCGCUCAGUACUCCGACGCCGACUUUGUGCACAACGACCACCGCGCCUCCUUCGUGCCCACCCAGUACCACGACUCGGCGUAUGCAGACAGCACCUACGAGUACCGCCCACCAACGAGCGGCACCUACCACACGCGCACGCAGAGCAGUGGACAUCUGGGCGUCGUGGAGACGCGGCAGCCGAAGCGCCUCAGCGGAUACGACUCGGUGAGCCAGCAGGGCGAUGGCUUCGGAGACGCGGCAGGGACAAUGGGCGGUGGACAGCACCGAGAUGAGCGGGCUGCGAGGCGCAAGAGUCGGGGGCAUGCGGAGAGGGAGAGGGAGAUGGAUGGGUAUGAGCACGCAAGGGGUGGGUACUGA
This is a messenger RNA of Cyphellophora europaea CBS 101466, 1311 nucleotides long. RefSeq names its product chitin synthase export chaperone. NCBI's taxonomy places the organism in Eukaryota, Fungi, Ascomycota, Eurotiomycetes, Chaetothyriales, Cyphellophoraceae. The transcript is spliced from 2 exons. Gene Ontology annotation, biological process: protein folding. The coding region runs from base 1 to 1311 and encodes 436 amino acids. The record is from RefSeq and is a predicted model, not a curated record. Gene Ontology annotation, cellular component: endoplasmic reticulum membrane.